This is a messenger RNA of Strongylocentrotus purpuratus (purple sea urchin), 1790 nucleotides long. RefSeq lists its product as uncharacterized. The record is from RefSeq and is a predicted model, not a curated record. The transcript is spliced from 3 exons. Bases 134 to 535 code for a protein of 133 amino acids. Lineage: Eukaryota; Metazoa; Echinodermata; Echinoidea; Camarodonta; Strongylocentrotidae.
CAUAAGAACUCAGCAUAAAAGUGGAUUUCCUUAUGAUUGUAUUAUUUUGUCUUCACCGUUAUUGUAUACAGUGUUAUCUGGGAGUACUCUGACACUGACCAUAACCGGUGAAACCCUUAAUGGCGAAGAACUGAUGUACACAACUGACCUGACCAACAUGGCCUCCCCUGCUUUCAAGAAACUUGAAACAAUCUACUGCGGAGUGGCCACGAAUCAUCUCGAGCGGGAGCUAGGAUCAGAUCUUCGUAGACUGGACUGUGUAGCCAAUUCGUUCAAUCCUGGCAGCAUUGUCGCUGAAUUAGAGAUUCAAGUCUUUGCUACCACCCAAGAUGUGGCUGAUUCUCUCGCUGAAGACGUGGCUGAGCUGUCUACCGGUGAAGGUCUCGUUCUCUCCUCCGAUGGGGACUCCAUGUCCGUAUCAUCGUUCUCGGCUACUCCUAAUUCCGCUACUACCAAUGGUGGGCGGGGCUUGUUAACUGGAGCUAUUAUAGGCAUUGCAGUGGGCGUGGUCAUAGUAGAUGUCGUGGUUCUAUAACUCAUUGGAUACUUCGUCGUUCGCCGCCCAGGUCAAAAACGUUCGACGAUUGCCUGAGAGUACUGCAUUAUUUGGUUGGUUUGUUUGAAUGUGUGUUUGCUUGUCUGUUUCUAGUUUGUGCUGAACUCAAUGUUUUUUGGCUUCAAGCACAUCACGCCAUGUUCAGACUGAAGCCCUUGUGUAUCAUCACCCCUUAAUGCACUAUUAUGUUAAUGCUACGUUGGUAUGUAAAGGUAAUAUAUUGUUUAAUGUUUUGUUUGUUUGUUUCUACUUUGUGCUGAACUCAGUGUUCCUUGGCUUCAAGCACAUGAUGUAAUGUUUAAAUCAGACAAUAUUGUCCAUACGGUUUGUAAAUGCAUUGUCAAUCAUUGUUUUUUUUAUGUAAGAUGAAACAGUAGCAAAUAAAUAAUUCAAAAUCAGUUACAGAUGUAGAUGAAGAAUAAUUUUGAAAUCAUAUCAUGAUUUUUAAUCGAAAAAUUUAUUAAGAAUGUAAUUGCUAAUAGCACUUGUAAAUGCAUUGAUUUACAUUGGUAUGUAGAGGGUGUAUAUAGUUUAAAGUCCAUACGUUUUGUAAAUGCAUUGGCAAUCAUUGUUGUUUAUGUAAGAUGAAACAGUAGCAAAUGAAUAAUUCAAAAUCAGUUACAGAUGUAGAUGAAGAAUAAUAUUGAAAAUCAUAUCAUGAUCUCGAAUCAAAAAAAUGUAUUAAGAAUGUUAUUUCUAAUAGCACUUGUAGGGGCACUGAGGUUUAUAAUCACAUGAUGUGCCAUAUAAAUACACCAUAUUAUUGUUAAGUUUGGAUACCAUCAUACUUCAUCUCUGUAAUUAAGUUUUGGAAAUGUAAGACAUAAAGGCGUUAAUUCAAUUUAAAAUACGAUAACAUUAGAAUCAUUAGAUCCCUUCGAAUGUUAAAAAUUGAUAUAACUCUUAUAAUUAAGAGCAAAGUAGGAAUUUUGAAUUCCUUAAAUUGUCCAGAUAUUUCAGCCAUUUUAUUGAGAAAUACUCCCUUUUCAGACUUAUAUACAGUCCAAUCCAUUAUGGUAUGAAAUUCAUCCCCAACCCUUCCUAAGUUACAUUCAUUACAAGUACUUAAUGUGAAGGUAUUUUUUCCAGUCGUCUAUGUCUUCCAGUUUCUAUCGCCUAGAUGAACUAAUUCUCAGUCUGCAGAUAUUUGUUCGUAAUUGUACGGUUUUUAACAGUUAAUACAUAUGAUUCUGUUUGUAUACUCUGCUUAAAUAGUAUAUAAUUAUAUUCUCAA